AUGGAAAGUGCCCUGCCGAGUAUCUUCACUCUUGUAAUAAUUGCAGAAUUCAUAAUUGGGAAUUUGAGCAAUGGAUUUAUAGUACUGAUCAACUGCAUUGACUGGGUCAGUAAAAGAGAGCUGUCCUCAGUCGAUAAACUCCUCAUUAUCUUGGCAAUCUCCAGAAUUGGGCUAAUCUGGGAAAUAUUAGUAAGUUGGUUUUUAGCUCUGCAUUCUCUAGCCAUAUUUGUGUCUGGAACAGGAUUAAGAAUUAUGAUUUUUAGCUGGAUAGUUUCUAAUCACUUCAAUCUCUGGCUUGCUACAAUCCUCAGCAUCUUUUAUUUGCUCAAAAUAGCGAGUUUCUCUAGCCCUGCUUUUCUCUAUUUGAAGAGGAGAGUAAACAAAGUGAUUCUGAUGAUACUGCUAGGAACCUUGGUCUUCUUAUUUUUAAAUCUGAUACAAAUAAACAUGCUUAUAAAAGACUGGCUGGACCGAUAUGAAAGAAACACAACUUGGAAUUUCAGUAUGAGUGACUUUGAAACAUUUUCAGUGUCAGUCAGAUUCACUAUGACUAUGUUCAGUCUAACACCAUUUACUGUGGCCUUCAUCUCUUUUCUCCUGUUAGUUUUCUCCCUGCAGAAACAUCUCCAGAAAAUGCAACUCAAUUACAAAGGACACAGAGACCCCAGGACCAAGGUCCAUACAAAUGCCUUGAAAAUUGUGAUCUCAUUCCUUUUACUCUAUGCUAGUUUCUUUCUAUCUAUUCUCAUAUCAUGGAUUUCUGAGCUGUAUCAGAACACAGUGAUCUACAUGCUUUGUGAGACUAUUGGAGCCUUCUAUCCUUCAAGCCACUCCUUUCUUCUGAUUCUAGGAAACGCUAAGUUAAGACAGGCCUUUCUUUUGGUGGCAGCUAAGGUAUGGGCUAAACGAUGA
Messenger RNA from Pan troglodytes (chimpanzee), 912 nucleotides. It is a transcript of the gene TAS2R13, whose product is annotated as taste 2 receptor member 13. Gene Ontology annotation, molecular function: bitter taste receptor activity; G protein-coupled receptor activity. The record is from RefSeq and is marked provisional. Lineage: Eukaryota; Metazoa; Chordata; Mammalia; Primates; Hominidae. Gene Ontology annotation, biological process: G protein-coupled receptor signaling pathway; sensory perception of taste; detection of chemical stimulus involved in sensory perception of bitter taste. Gene Ontology annotation, cellular component: membrane.